Molecule: messenger RNA, 387 nt
Organism: Symbiodinium sp. CCMP2592
Lineage: Eukaryota; Dinophyceae; Suessiales; Symbiodiniaceae
Source: the annotation of a GenBank genome assembly
AUGUCCUCUACAUUGGUGCACGUCAGCGAUGAUGCCAUGCGGACAAUCCAGAGUCUCCAGGCCAAGUUGCGGCGAGCCUCACAGCAGGUCACGGCUUCGAAGCAGAAUCUUCGAAGCUUGGAGGCACAGAAGCAGGCGUUGUUGCGAGCUCAAAAGCAGCAGAUGUCAAAGCAGCAGGAGACAGCGGCGAGACUGCAGCGGGCUUUCUCCGAGCGCGAGCAGGACCAGAAGUACACCGAGCAGCUUCUCAUGGAGCUGAAGUCGUACCAGUCUGAGCUGGCAGCCGCAGAGGAGCGCGAGGCCCAGUUCCCCGUCGAUCCGGAGACGCAUGCAGUGGUUUGCCGGCAGCUCGAGGCCAGGCCCACCUCCGAACCCCCACAAGCCUAA